Molecule: messenger RNA, 1472 nt
Organism: Punica granatum (pomegranate)
Lineage: Eukaryota; Viridiplantae; Streptophyta; Magnoliopsida; Myrtales; Lythraceae
Source: RefSeq, a predicted model, not a curated record
CCUGUGUAAGAGUUGAGCUUCCACAUACUCCACAAGAGAACUAGAAAUUGCAGAAGACAGUUAUAAUUUCUUGCAGGAUCCAUAUGAGUCUUUCGAAGUUAGCUGCUUGCAAGCAGGCACAGCCCGGCUUGUUGUGUUUCCAACCAGGACUCGCCCCAGAUACUUUCUAUGGUACAAAGGACAAGGUCGUGUUUGUAAUGGGAGCGACUGGAACUGGAAAGUCGAGGCUCGCCAUCGAUCUUGCGACCCAGUUCCCCGCCGAGAUCAUAAAUUCCGACAAAAUCCAGGUCCAUCGAGGUCUCGAGGUCCUUACCAAUAAGGUAACAGAAGCAGAAUGCCGGGGCGUACCCCACCACUUGCUUGGAGUAAUUGAGCCAGAUUCUGAUUUCACGGCCGACGAUUUCUGCUCCCACGUGCUAAUGGCUAUAGAGUCGAUUCUGGGUCGAGGCCGGCUGCCGAUAAUUGCGGGCGGAUCAAAUUCCUUCAUCGAUGCACUCGUGAAUGGGAACCCUGAGUUUCAGUCGAGGUAUGAGUGUUGCUUCCUUUGGGUGGAUGUGUCAAUGCCUGUCCUGCAAUCUUUUGUAUCAGAAAGAGUCGAUAAGAUGGUAGAGUUAGGGUUGGUAGGUGAGGUGAGGAAUAUUUAUGACCCCAAAGCUGACAAUUCAAGGGGCAUUAGGCGUGCAAUCGGGGUCACUGAAAUGGUCGAGUACUUGAGCAUCGAAGCUUCGACCACCUUAGACGUCGAGACAAAGGCCAGAGUUCUCAAGAUGGCCAUAGACGAAAUCAAGAAAAAUACGUGUGCUCUGGCUUCACGGCAGCUGCAAAAGAUUCACAGGCUAAACGAUAUCUGGGACAGGAAAAUGCAACGCCUGGAUGCCACGGAAGUGUUUGUGAAAAGAGGAGCGGAGGCGAAUGAAGUGUGGGAGAUGGUCGUGGCUGGGCCUAGUACCAUGAUAGUCUAUGGCUUCCUCUACGACAAAAAUCCAAUAGCUCGAGCUAUAACACCUGACACCUCGAGUGCGGGCGCAAUUGCAACAGCAGCAGUUUCUAUCCCGAUGGCUGCCAUGACACACUAGCAUGUAUCUGCUCGACCUAACCUGACAGGAGGCAGCUUUCUUAGGUCCCAAGGUAUUAACACGAAAUGCAGGGGUAUGGCAUAUUGUUGGUUCACAUGAAGUGUUGAAAUAUGAGAAAAUGAAAAGGAAGGUAUAGCUUGGACUACAAGAAUGACACAGGCCACCAAUGCUCUGCAAAUUAUAAGGCAGCACACAAACGCUUCGUAACCAUUAUCGCAAACUUGGUAAAACAUAAUUGAAUUUCACAAGAUAUCUGAACGGAAAGAAAUUUUAUCUAUAUAUGUAUUACUUGAAGAUGACAUUAUCGAGUAUUUCUUCCCUUUUUCUUUCUCUUUUCUUCUUGUAAUUUUGCAGCGAACCCUAUGUAAUGAAAUUCGUCAUGGAUGAAAACGAAAA